UAGCUAUAUAUUAACAUGCUAGGGUUAGGUUUAACUUCAGAAUACAAGAGAGAGUCGAUCAAAAUUUUCAAUAAAGUCAUCUACCCCAUAAUAAUUUUCAUUAUUUUUUUUAGGGGUUUUUAAUAAUUUGAAAAAUGAUGAAAAAGAGACAAGUUGUGGUGAGAAGGAUCAGCAGUGGAUCAUCGACGAUUAGGAACAUACGAUACGUUGAAUGUCAAAGGAACCAUGCGGCAAAUAUCGGAGGCUACGCCGUCGACGGCUGCCGUGAAUUCAUGGCAACCGGAGAUGAUGGAACCGCCGCCCUUACUUGUGCAGCAUGUGGAUGUCACCGGAAUUUUCACCGGAGAGAAGUUGAUGGCGGCGAAGUUGUUUCUGAGUCCUCUUAGAUCAUAUGAUUCGUCCAAGAAAAUAUUAAUUAAAUUAAAGGUGAGUUUUAAAUUUAUGUAUCAGAUAAGUUGAUUAUAGUUUUAUAAUUUCAUUGUGCUUUGUGCUUGAAUAUUUUUGUGUAUAAUUUGAUGUACAAAAUUGAUGAAUUCCAGCUAAAAGAAGAAUCUUUCUUGUAACUCAAACAAGAUAUAUAUAUAUAUAAAUUAUUA
Molecule: messenger RNA, 596 nt
Organism: Solanum tuberosum (potato)
Lineage: Eukaryota; Viridiplantae; Streptophyta; Magnoliopsida; Solanales; Solanaceae
Product: mini zinc finger protein 3
Exons: 1
Coding region: 135-386 (83 amino acids)
Biological process (GO): regulation of developmental process; regulation of DNA-templated transcription
Cellular component (GO): nucleus
Molecular function (GO): DNA-binding transcription factor activity; transcription cis-regulatory region binding
Source: RefSeq, a predicted model, not a curated record